AUGAUGAACAGCAAUCAAGCAACCAAGCACGAGCACGAGGGUUUGGCUUCGGUCCCUACUGAUCCUCAAGAUGUCGAAGUCCAUGUCAUUGACGCCCCUAUAUCUCACGAUGCUGUCUUUGGUGACAUCACAGGAGAUGGUCCCAACUAUCGCAAUGUUGGAUGGCUAGGAACAUCUGCUUUGAUGAUGAAGACCCAGAUUGGCCUAGGCAUUUUAUCCAUACCAUCGGCCUUCCACACCCUCGGAAUCAUUCCUGGCGUCAUUUGCCUUCUCCUCAUUGGAGGCAUCACAACAUGGUCCAACUAUGUGAUUGGUACUUUUAAACUGAACCAUCGUGAGGUUUACGAUAUUGGCGAUGCAGGUGGUAUCUUGUUUGGGCGAAUUGGGCGAGAGUUUCUCGGUAUUAGUUUCGCCUUGUUUACCAUCUUCGCAAUUGCGUCUGGUAUUCUUGGUAUUUCCAUUAGCUUCAAUGCUUUGUCAGACCAUGGAACUUGCACUGCUACCUUUGUUGCGAUAGCAGCUAUCAUCGUCUUCUUGUGUGCCAGUAUUCGUACACUGGGUCGAAUGAGUUGGUUGGCUUGGGCUGGACUCAUUCCUCUUCUGAUUGCUGUCUACCUCGUUACCAUCGCUGUCAGCGUCCAAGGCCGACCCUCUGCUGCACCCAAGAUCGACACGGACGAGAAGUGGAUGUCAGACUGGAAACUUGUCGGUAAACCAACCUUCAUCGAUGCCAUGGCUGCGCUUUCGACCAUUGUCUUUGCGUAUGCCGGCACGCCCCUUUUCUUCCCAAUCGCAGCCGAAAUGCGCGAGCCUCGCCACUACACGAAGGCGAUGCUCCUCUGCCAGGCUGUCGCAACUGCUACAUACCUGUCUGUCGGAAUUAUAAUCUACUACUUCUGUGGCUCUUAUGUUGCGACGCCUGCUCUGGGCUCGGCUGGUAAGACUAUCAAGAAAGCUGCUUAUGGUCUUGCUCUACCAGGGCUUAUCGUUGGUGCGACUAUCAACACUCAUGUGACUGGAAAGUAUGCAUUCGUUCGAAUCCUUCGAGGCUCAGAGCAUCUCACAGCAAACACCUUUACCCAUUGGGCCACAUGGCUGAGCAUGAUUUUCGGCACUGCUUUGUUCGCAUACAUCAUAGCAAGUGCCAUCCCGGUCUUUGGAAGUCUUGUUUCCCUUGUUGGAGCUCUGCUUGGUACUCUUCAGGCAUUCCAACCGUAUGGUUGCUUCUGGCUGUACGACAAUUGGCGCAAGGGCAAGCAGGAAAAGUCUCUACGAUGGAUUCUCAUGGUUGCGUGGAGUGUAUUUGUCAUUGUUUCAGGAACAUUCUUGAUGAUUGCUGGAACAUAUGGUUCUGUCAUUGGAGUUAUCGAGUCUGGUAAGAAAGGAGGUGGUCGUUCUUGGUCUUGUGCAGACAACUCCAACUCUGUAGGAACUUAG
Messenger RNA from Fusarium graminearum PH-1, 1437 nucleotides. RefSeq lists its product as uncharacterized. Lineage: Eukaryota; Fungi; Ascomycota; Sordariomycetes; Hypocreales; Nectriaceae. Gene Ontology annotation, cellular component: vacuolar membrane. The transcript has 5 exons. Gene Ontology annotation, molecular function: amino acid transmembrane transporter activity. The record is from RefSeq and is a predicted model, not a curated record. The coding region runs from base 1 to 1437 and encodes 478 amino acids. Gene Ontology annotation, biological process: amino acid transmembrane transport.